Molecule: messenger RNA, 3649 nt
Organism: Chelonoidis abingdonii (Abingdon island giant tortoise)
Lineage: Eukaryota; Metazoa; Chordata; Testudines; Testudinidae
Source: RefSeq, a predicted model, not a curated record
UGCUUUAUGGGCAAGAUGGCCUACAUGCAUCAUGUGAAAAAAAGUACUGUGGCCGGGGAAGUAAGUGUGUUGUUAACAAGGAGACUAAUCAACCUGAAUGCAAAUGCCUAGAAGACUGCAAGCCCAGUUAUAUGCCAGUAUGUGGAUCUGAUGGCAAAUUUUAUGAAAAUCACUGUGAAGUCCACCGAGCCUCAUGCUUGCAGAGGAAGAAAAUCUACAUUAUCCACAGCAAAGACUGUUUCUUCAAAGGUGACACUUGCACAAUGGCAGACUACAGCCAUCUUAAAAGCAUGCUCCUGAACCUUCAAGCUCAUCACCACAGCCAGCUGAGCAGCCCUGUAGAGGACAGAACAUCCCAGAAGCGCUUGUUAGUUGAAGACAUCUUUAAAUACUUGGAUAUAAACAGUGACGGACACCUCAGCAGCUCUGAACUGGCUCAGCUAAUGGAGAAAGAAGCUCUAGAAGAUGAUUUCUUGGAUUGCACGCUGGAAGAUCUUCUCCGAUUUGAUGAUUACAACAAUGAUGGUUACUUAACCCUGCAGGAACUCUAUACUGCAUUCCAGGUGGUUCAACUCACUCUUCCGGAGGAACAGAAGGUUAGCAUUACCACAGUAACAGUCGGACUGAGCACUGUACUGACGUGUGCCAUCCACGGAACCCUUAAGCCCCCAAUUAUCUGGAAACGCAACGGAAUCAUACUGAACUUCUUAGAUUUGGAAGAUAUCAACGAUUUUGGAGAAGAUGAUUCCCUCUACAUCACCAAGGUAACAACUAUUCACAUGGGCAAUUACACCUGUCAUGCCUACGGCUAUGAAGAGCUAUAUCAGACCCACAUCCUUCAGGUGAAUGUGCCACCAGUGAUUCGUGUAUAUCCUGAAACUCAGGCACAGGAACCUGGCAUAUCCGCAAGUCUCAAAUGUCAUGCUGAAGGCAUUCCUAAUCCCAGAAUUACCUGGCUAAAAAAUGGUAUUGAUAUCAUACCAAAAUUAUCCAAACAACUAACACUCUUAGCAAAUGGAAGUGAACUUCAUAUCAGUAGUGUUCGAUAUGAAGACACAGGUGCCUACACAUGCAUUGCUAAAAAUGAAGUGGGAGUGGAUGAGGACAUAUCUUCUCUGUUCAUCGAAGAUUCGGCCAGAAAGACUCUUGCAAACAUACUGUGGCGAGAGGAAGGCCUAAGUGUGGGAAACAUGUUUUAUGUCUUUUCCAAUGAUGGGAUCACAAUCAUUCAGCCAAACGAAUGUGAGAUCCGAAGACAUAUCAAACCCAGUGAGAGGAUUUUUACAAGUUAUGAAGAGAUCUGUCCUAAAGUUGAAGGUGGACCUGUUCAGUCCUGCCUCUGGGCUUCAGCUGUCAAUGUCAGAGACAAGUAUAUUUAUGUGACUCAGCCCAAGCAAAACAGAUUAAUGAUCAUUGAUAUCCAGACACAGAAAGUCAUGCAGUCUAUGGAUGUUGACCCCCUGCCAGCCAAAUUACAUUAUGAUAAAUCACAUGACCAAGUCUGGGUCCUUAGCUGGGGGAACAUGCAGAAGUCCCAUCCAACACUGCAGGUAAUAUCAGAGGCAAGUGCAGGGGAAAAUCAGCAUAUCAUCCGCACGCCAUUUGAAGAUGUGGAUGAUUUUUUCAUACCACCUACAAAUCUUAUUAUUAAUCACAUUAGGUUCGGUUUCAUCUUUAACAAAUCGAAAUCUGCAGUUCACAAAAUUGACCUGGAAACUGUGACCCACAUCAAGACGAUCAGCUUCAAAAACUAUAGCUGCAAACCACAGAGCAUGGCCUAUACCCAUUUGGGCGGCUACUUCUUUGUCCAAUGUAAAAAUAAUACAUCAAUAUUAGCAUCUCCCCAGCUCAUUAUUGACAGUGUUACAGAUUCUGUGAUUGGCCUUAACAGUGACAUAUUGGGUACGCCCUAUAUUUCCCCUGAUGGACGCUAUUUGGUCAGUGCAGCUGAAGACAGUGGCAGGAUUAAAGUCCAGGCAAUAACCAUCCAAGGGGAAAUCAAGUUGAUUUAUGACUUACAAACAAAUGUACAUGUAUCUGAUCUGACAUUUCAACCCUCUUUCACUGAAGGCAAUCAGUACUAUAUAUAUGCUACAUCACAUUUGCAAACAGAUGUGCUUUUUGUAGAGCUGUCGACAGGGAAAAUGAAUGUACUGAAGAAUUUAAAGGACCCUAUCAUGUCCAAAGACUGGCCCUGGAGCAGCUACAACCGAAUUAUGAAAGACAGUGGAUUAUUUGGACAGUAUCUUAUUACACCAGCUAAGAAUUCACUGUUUGUUAUUAAUGGGAGACAAAACACAUUACACUGUGAGGUUUCAGGUAUCAGGAGGGGUAACACGGUGGUCUGGGUUGGAGAAGUAUGAAAGGGCACAAAAGUAAGAGCCUGUAGCAGACAAGUACUGAUUGGACCUUACACUGCAACAGAUAGGCAGUAGCAUUGUAUAUUUUUACACUGGGGAAAAAACCUGUAUAAGCUUCAUGGUGCAACACUGGUCUACUUGCAAGUUUUAUAGUAUAAGGUAUGCUCUGCUAAUAGAAAUUGGGUUGUGUUGGGAUAUUUUUUGGAAGUAUGAUUUACGGCUUGGCUUAUGAAAAGAAUGUAUACCUGGAAAGAGAAUAAUUUUUUCACCGAGGUAUUGAAUAAGCUGCAUAACUUGAUGAUUCUGUAGAACAAAACAGCUUCUGAGUUUCAGUACUGAUGAGUCUCUAAGUUAUGUUGAAGUCAUCAGUUUUCUUUCAGUCAGUCUAACUUCAAAUCACCUGUACUUCUGACUGUAGGGCCCUGAUUAUACUGCUCUUAACGUUGCCUGGACAUGUAAGCAGUAAAAACACAUUUAAAACUGCCCUUUGUAUAAGAAACAUAAAUCACAGAGAGCAGUUUUCAAAAUGCAGACAUCUAGGUGAGAAAUUUAAUGGAAAAUGAUCGGUUUCCUUUGAGGGAUGGUGUUAGAAGAAUUUUUUGAUGUAAUUUCAGAACCAAACAUGACAGAAGUAUCUACAGUCAGCUAUCUUUUUUUUUUUCUUUUCUCUCUUUUGCUAUUGGAAUACGAAGAGGAAUGCAGUAGUAUCACCUCUUCCAGGGUGUACAAAGAACAUCGUCUGGUUGUAUUUGAGAAACUUCUUAGCGGAAAAAUUGGGGAUGGGAAGGUGACUUUGAAAGCCAGAAAACACUGGUAGUCAGAUAUGCAGAAUCUAUCCUAUCAGGAGAUAAAGCACUCUUCCUUCAGUACCAUGUGACUCAAGUCAGACAGGACAUAGUGUGAAAAAUCAUUUCAUGCCUGCCAGAUAGCAUAAUAGCCGGGGUUGUUCCCAAUGUAGGCAAAAACAUUUCUAGAAAUUAUUCAUUUCCCUCAUUAGCAAUUUACCAACACUGAAGUGACUUAGUUCUUCAUAAAACAAUGGCUACAUAUCCAACUCCAUCUCCAGCAGUUUCAGUAACAUAUUUUUAACAAAGCAUUCACUCAUUAGAAUUGUAGUCUUAAUUUACAUGUCUCUCAUCAAAGAUUCUGGAAAAGAUUAUUUUUGUUUUGCCUUUUCCCUCCCAUUUAUAUUAUACUUCUUUAUCUUCAAUUACCAUUUAGUUAUGAACAAUGAGAUUAAUAUAAAAACCAAAUAAAUUACCCCAGAAUGAAACAGCUGGCAGUGAGAA